Molecule: messenger RNA, 789 nt
Organism: Mizuhopecten yessoensis (Yesso scallop)
Lineage: Eukaryota; Metazoa; Mollusca; Bivalvia; Pectinida; Pectinidae
Product: seminal vesicle major clotting proteins-like
Exons: 3
Source: RefSeq, a predicted model, not a curated record
GGUGGUGAUGAUGUCAAGGGUGGUGAUGAUGUAAAGGGUGGGGAUGUUGUAAAGGGUCGUGAUGAUGUCAAGGGUGGUGGUGGUGUAAAGGGUGGUGAUGUUGUAAAGGGUGGUGAUGAUGGUGGUGAUGAUGUCAAGGGUGGUGAUGAUGUAAAGGUUCGUGAUGAUGUAAAAGGUGGUGAUGAUGUAAAGGUUCGUUAUGAUGUAAAGGGUGGUGAUGAUGUAAAGGGUCGUGAUGAUGUAAAGGGGGAUGGUGAUGUAAAGGGUCGUGAUGAUGUCAAGGGGGGGUGNGCUGGUGAUGACGUCAAGGGUGGUGAUGAUGUAAAGGGUGGUGAUGAUGUAAAGGGUGGUGAUGAUGUAAAGGGUGGUGAUGAUGUAAAGGGUCGCGAGGAUGUAAAGGGUGGUGAUAAUGUAAAGGAUGGUGAUAAUGUAAAGGGUGGUGAUGAUGUAAAGGGUCGCGAGGAUGUAAAGGGUGGUGAUGAUGUAAAGGGGGGUGAUGAUGUAAAGGGGGGUGAUGAUGUAAAGGGUCGCGAGGAUGUAAAGGGUGGUGAUAAUGAAAAGGAUGGUGAUAAUGUAAAGGGUGGUGAUGAUGUAAAGGGUCGCGAUGAUGUAAAGGGUGGUGAUAAUGUAAAGGAUUGUGAUAAUGUAAAGGGUGGUGAUGAUGUAAAGGGUCGUGAUGAUGGAAAGGGUGUUGAUGCUGUAAAGGGUGGUGAUGAUGUAAAGGGAGGUGAUGAUGUAAAGAGCGGGGAUGAUGUAAAGGGUGUUGAUGCUGUAAAGGAUGGUGAUGAU